Messenger RNA from Ochlerotatus camptorhynchus, 646 nucleotides. Its product is annotated as histone H2A. The transcript has a single exon. The record is from RefSeq and is a predicted model, not a curated record. Lineage: Eukaryota; Metazoa; Arthropoda; Insecta; Diptera; Culicidae. The coding region runs from base 23 to 397 and encodes 124 amino acids. Gene Ontology annotation, molecular function: structural constituent of chromatin; protein heterodimerization activity; DNA binding. Gene Ontology annotation, cellular component: chromatin; nucleosome. Gene Ontology annotation, biological process: heterochromatin formation.
AACUGUUCGUGUCGUUCGCAGUAUGUCUGGACGUGGAAAAGGAGGCAAAGUCAAGGGAAAGGCAAAGUCCCGUUCGAGCCGCGCUGGAUUGCAGUUUCCAGUCGGUCGUAUUCACCGUCUACUCCGAAAGGGCAACUAUGCCGAGCGUGUUGGAGCCGGUGCUCCCGUCUACCUGGCUGCCGUGAUGGAGUAUCUGGCCGCUGAAGUUCUCGAGUUGGCAGGAAAUGCCGCUCGUGACAACAAGAAAACCCGAAUUAUCCCACGUCACCUGCAGUUGGCCAUCCGCAACGACGAAGAGCUGAACAAACUUCUUUCCGGAGUGACCAUCGCUCAGGGUGGUGUCCUGCCAAACAUCCAGGCCGUCCUGUUGCCCAAGAAGACCGAAAAGAAGGCCUAAAUUCGAUCGAAGUUCCCACCCUUUAACAAAAUCCGUCCUUUUCAGGACGACCAAUUUGAUGGUAAAGAGUUUCGUUUUCAAAACAGUUUCCUUCGUGGUGCGCAAGGAGUGAUAAAAUGAAUCCAUUAAAAACAUGGUUGAAUCUUUCUGUCAUGCUCUCCCUAGUUAAUUGAUAUCCUCAUCGAGUAAGUUCGAUGAUGGUUGAUUAGUGUAGGCGUGUCUUGAAUUCCAAGAAAUUAACCAGUGCAG